AUGAGGCUGGAGGGUAUGAGGGUCGAAAUAUUAUCAUACCGGAUGGAACGAUCGGAUGAUCAAGAAUUCCGAGUUGAAGUCAAAUACCUGGGGCGGCCCCAACGGUUCCGCUUGGUGGAACUUCUUGCUAUGCUUCUCACCAAGGUGAAGAGCAAUGCCGAGUCCUGCCUCUUGGAGCGAGUGCAUGAAGCUGUCAUCAGCGUUCCAUCGUACUUCAAUGCUGAGCAACGAGACAGUAUCCAAAUGGCUGCCAGGUUGGCUUGUCUCGAGAUUUUGUGCAUUUGUACGAGUAUCGAGUCGAUCGCGCUUCACAUGUAUGCCGCACUCGAAAUAGACGACCCUGGGGUCCACGUUCGAGCUGGAGAGAGGACUGUGGUAAUCCUCGACCUCGGCGCCAGCUCUUUCAACGCCGGCUUGGUAGUGGUCAAGGAUUGCAGCAUUAGAAUACUGGCAUACGCAAGUGCGCCUUGGCUUGGCGGAGAUGAAUUCGCCAGCCGUAUCCGUCAAAUUAUUGUAGACUGGAUGGUAACGCUCCACGAGUUUACUUCGGUUUGUUCACAGCUAUGUCGAGAGUCAUGUGAGCAGAUACCCAGCUUGUUCGCUGGAAACACUAGAGACAAGUCCGAUGUCUCUGAGGUGGCCAUCGUGGGCACAACACUGUCGGAAGAAUUCAAUGCAGACUUGAGCGAAGCUUCUGGCUUGGCUGUAACUGCUGCUAUCAGGACUGGGAUAGCAGAAAGUGGUACACUAAGCAACCUAUCGAUAUACGGUGCUUUGCCAGCGAGUAUCGGUAUCGGGACAUUCGCCCCCAGAACCAAUCUCGGAAGCAAAGUGUUGGGGAUCAUGAAGCCAUUAAUGAAACCUCAUACCAUAUCAUCCAUGGAUAAGCGGGUCAUGACGCCGAUAGCGAAGCGUCACAGACCCGUAGCUGGGAAAUGGGAGCGCACCUUUUUUGUCCGAGAGCUCCACAGUCCACUCAUCAAGCCCUUGUUAUACACAUAUGAAGGCGAGCAGGUCAGCGCUAAAGACAACACCUUGAUUGGAGAAAUGGAUGUCGAAAGCUUGGUACCAAAUUCAGAUCCCGAGACCAAGUUGAGAGUCGCCGUGGAAAUCAAACACUUCUUCCACGACAUUCGAUUCACUGCGAAGAAUCUAGAAACGGAAUUGGCCGCGCAAUUUCGAAGAAGAUCGACCAUCAAAGAACAGGAUGUGGAUCUUAUCAUUUCCAAGUUAGACAGGUUUCAAAGAGACGAUGACGAAGAGGCAGACCGCGUCGCUGAGCGGGAUGCAGUCGUGUUGGAACUCGCCAACAUCAUGGAUUUUAACCUCAAUUCUUCCAGGAUGCAGUCAAUGGGAUGUCUUCUCAAACUCUUGAAACCGUUCUCCGUGACACGGCGUUGUCGGUCUGAAUUCCUUCGAGCGCAGGACGUUGUCCUUUCCAAGUUCUUUUGUCUCGAAAAGGGGAUUGGCCCUGGCAACCACGCGUCAGGAAAGGAGCACGCUCAGUUCGGCCAAGACGAGCCGCUGCCAUUCAGGGUUGUCGCAAACCUUGGAGGUGGCGCCCAUGGGGUUGUGGAUAAGGUGGUGAGCACCGUGAGCGACAGGGAAUAUGCCCGAAAGCUAUUCAGAAAACCCGACAUUGGCAAGAGAGAGGCCAGGACCUUUGUCAAUGAGUUGAAAAUACUCAAAAGAAUCAACCAUGAACAUUGUGUCGAGCUUAUUGGUAGUUACUCCGACCCCAAGUACUUUGCGUUGAUUAUGACACCUGUUGCCGACUGCGAUCUGGAGAACUUCUACAUGCUGGCAUCUACGAACACAGACGAGGAGUCCCUCUUACGAGGCUUCUUCGGGUGCCUUGCUGGGACUCUGGAUUACUUGCACCAGCAGAAGGUCAUCCACCAGGAUGUCAAACCUCAGAACAUCCUGGUCAAAGGGCACCGUGCUUUACUGACCGACUUUGGAAUCUCACGCAGCUGGGAGGGACUCACCAGAGGUACUACCACUGCAGAUAUGGGCAGGACAUGGAUCUAUGCUGCACGAGAGGUUGCUAGAGGAGGCCCGAAAAACCAAUCAGCCGAUGUAUGGUCUCUCGGAUGCGUCUUCCUCGAGAUGUGCACGGUGUUGAAAGGCCUGUCCGUUGCGAAUAUGCGGAAGUAUUUCAGCCACAGAAACGAGAGCACCAGUUUCCACGACAACAUCGAUAGCAUGCCUGGAUGGAUGGGUAAACUACGAGGCGCCGCGCCUCGAGGAGACGAUGUCGUUCUAGAUUGGGUUACUGAAAUGCUGCAGGCAGAUCCUGACAGCCGUCUCACGCCAUUUGAAGUAUUCGGCCGCACGGUCUCCGAAUUCGAGAAAUCUCGAGUUCUCUUUUGUGGGACAUGCUGUCUGCACGGACACAACUCGGACGACGGGAAUUGA
Molecule: messenger RNA, 2418 nt
Organism: Diaporthe citri
Lineage: Eukaryota; Fungi; Ascomycota; Sordariomycetes; Diaporthales; Diaporthaceae
Exons: 4
Coding region: 1-2418 (805 amino acids)
Biological process (GO): mitotic DNA damage checkpoint signaling; protein phosphorylation
Cellular component (GO): cytoplasm; nucleus
Molecular function (GO): ATP-dependent protein folding chaperone; ATP binding; protein serine/threonine kinase activity
Source: RefSeq, a predicted model, not a curated record